Messenger RNA from Theileria annulata, 6018 nucleotides. RefSeq lists its product as uncharacterized. Lineage: Eukaryota; Apicomplexa; Aconoidasida; Piroplasmida; Theileriidae. The transcript has 7 exons. The record is from RefSeq and is a predicted model, not a curated record. Bases 1 to 6018 code for a protein of 2005 amino acids.
AUGUGUAUGUGGCACUAUUUUGAAAUUACAAAUAACAUUCAAUAUAAAAUUGUCAAAAUGUUGAAAGUAAACAUUUUUAUGAAGUUCCAGUUCAAACUAUGGAUUCUCAUCUGUGUAAAUGUAUACAUAAAGAUUCUGGGACUAGUACACUCACUUCACAUUAGAAACCCAUGUAACUAUAUUAACACACCGUCCUUCCCUAGACACCUGGCGUUAUCAACCAGUACCGCACUGAAUAGUAGGAGUUUUUCAUCGUUACAAGAGAAAUUUUCCUCUCUAAUAUUUAAUUAUGCCCCGGAACCCAUUUUUAACGUUUUAAAUAAUAAUAUUUGUACCAGUAAUGUAUUCAAUAGUAGUAUAAAGGGGUUUUUGAGGGGAAAGUGUAGGACCAAAUUUCAAUAUUUGUUCAUAAAUAGCAGUAGCAUGUGCAGUGGAGUAAGAAUAACAAUGCUAAAAGAUAAAAUAAGUAAAAAAUAUAUUAUAAAGGAUGAUGAAUUAGAUGAAGAAGAUCGAGGAGGUUAUGAACAUUAUGAAAAGGAUGAUGGUGAAGAUUAUGAAAAGGAUGUCGGUGAUGAAGUUGAAGAAGUUGAAGAAGUUUAUGAAGAUAGUGGAGAAGAUGCUGAAGAAGUUUAUGAAGAUGAUGAAGGAGAUUAUGAAGAAGGUGAUGAACAACAUGAAGGUGAAGAAGGAGGAGGGGGAGAAGGAGGAGAAGAUGAUGAAGAAAAAGAUGUGAUAAUAGAAUCGGAUGGAACAAAAACAAGGAAAAAAAAGGUCAAGAAGAAAAAAAAAGUGGAUGAGUGUAGAUUAUUAGAUGUUUACAAAAAUGAUAUGGAUGAACUGAUAGAACUGUGUAAUCAAGCAGAAACUCUAUAUGAAGAGUACGGAGAUCCGGCAAAGGUGUUAGAGGAGCUGGAUAUCGAGCCAGCAGUAGAGAUCUCAGAUGAUACACUAGUGUGCCUUGCAAGAAGUCUGCUUAACAGACCACCACCACCGAGAGAUUACUUUGGAAGAAUGAUGUACGAACUUGGCUUCCUAAUGAUAUACAAUAACAUAAAGAAACUAAAAAACCAUUUCAUAGAGACACUGGAAGAUAAACUUUCAGGGAAACCAGAUAAAGAUUUUAAAAGAAAUAAAGAGUACGUGUUUGGAAUAGAACCAUUGGAUUUUGGAAGGAAAGUCCAGCCACUCUCGGAAUGUUCUAUAAGAGGAUUCCUGAAUGAAAGGUAUUUUGACCACCUGGAAAAUAUGGCAAAGUAUAACCCGAAAAGAGCACAAAAAAUAUUAACGGUGGUUCACAGAAUACAUAAACAGCCGAAGUUAAUCUCAGAUUUUGAUAAAAACGCAAACGACACGCAAAUAGUGGACGACGUGAAGAAUAUAGUCACAGCAAAAUCAGAGUCAUACAGGGAAUUCUUAGAUAAUUACCCAGACCUAAAGUGGCCAACAAACGAUGAUGAUUUUUUAGACCUAUACUCAUUAUGGUAUGACCCGAAGAUAGAAACUAGAUUAAAAUUGUCUAAUAUAAUAAAGGAGCAUUAUCUGGAUAGUUUGAAGCCCGAGUCAAAAGGAUUAGCGAAGAUUAUAAUAAACAUGUUGGUGAGUCUGAUAUCAGGAUUAACAGCUGGAAAAGGAGCAGAAAUGGGUAUUGACUAUUUGUAUGAUAGGAACCCUGAGUUGAUGGACUUUUUAUUUAGGCAUAAGGGGAAAUUAAAGUAUAUAUUUAUGGGACUAUCAUAUCUCAUCUUAUCAGACCAAAAGGAAGAAAUGGACUACUUUGGAGAAGUAAUGAAGAUAUUAUAUUCAGAUGUGCAAACAUUGGAAAAUCAAUCGGUAAACGCAUUGAUGGAAAGAGUUUGUAAAGGACUUGGAUCAGAAAUGUCAGUAGAAAGUAUGAUCAAGAACCCAUUUGGAAAGUUUGAUGUUAACGUGGAUACAAGAUCAGAAAUGUUUGAAGUGAUAACAAGAAUAAGGAGAGAUAAUUUAAAUAAGUUGGCUGAAGCAAAUAAUAUAAGCCAACAUGAUUUAAGACUGCAGAUGGAAAAGGUAUCAGUAUUGCUAACAUUUAAGUCCUUUUUGAAAUUUAUAAAAUUGUUCGCAUUCAAUGACUUUAAAAACCCGAUGGGAAAAGGCGAUAACGAGGAUUCCCUCCACUUACAACUUACCAAUAUUAAAGAACAAGAGCCAGACUUAACGAAUAUUAGACUACCACCAUAUUAUGAUAUUAAAGAUAAAGAUUCACCAGAUUACAAUUUGCCAGAUGAGGAAAAGUUCGUCGACUUCGAUCCCGAAAACAUGUUUAAUAAUUUCUGCGUCAUGGAAUCAGAAGGACCUGGAGAUUUGCCAGAAGAAAUAAGACAGCUCAUCACAAACCUAAGAUACAUAAAUGCAAUUUGUUUACCAAUGUCAAAGACAAGCGUAUAUAGACUAAUAUAUACAAUUGGAUGUUAUUUGGGAUUAAUGAAUCACUUGCCAAAGACAUAUGGAUGUGAAGUGUUAGGAUAUUAUAUUUCAGGAGAAGACUUUAUGGCGGGUAAAGUGGGUGAAGAGGACGAUUAUAGCGAGUUGUACAAUUUAGAUGAUAAGGAAAUGGGGCUGCCACCGCCAAACGUCAAAAGGUACCGAUUCAAUGCAAUGUUGAUGACCUUUUUCAUGGUCCAGCUCUUCACAGACUUCCAACCAUUCGUUACAGUGACAACUCCCAAGGAUUUCGGGAAGGAUACGGAACAUGACUUUCGAGUGUUCAAGAGCAUGGGAGUGACGGAUGAACAAAUACAACUUUUCAGACAAGCUCCAGUAAUGUCGUCAGGACUCGACGAUAUAGAAAUUUGGGCAGAAGAAUUGCAAAGCAACGGAGGUCGAAUCAAGAAAGAAAAUAUCAAGUAUAAAUACGGGAUCGUGCCAUUCGACGAGAUUUUUGGUGAAACGGAGGAAGAGAGAGAGAAGAGAGAAGCGUAUGAGAUCGAAAACUUGAGAGAUGAUUUGGUGAAGUUGUAUUCAAAGAAGGACUUCAUCCCAGAAAUAAUCAGUUGCAUUUCAAAGGUGUUUUCCGUAUCAGAGAAGUUUCUGCUGAGCAACUUCCCGAAAUUCUUUGUCAACAUAGUGUCCAACAUAAUAUACAAGAGUCUUAACCAAGAAAAUAACAAUUUCCGACACUGUCUAUCAUUGUUUAACGUGGCGAAGGAUGAAAUGACAGUGAAUAAGAUAAGGAACAGAAUAAUGGAAAUACAUUUUCAUCACAUGAACAAAAAGUAUUGUGUGGAUGGUAAUAAUACGUCGGGAAUAUCAGAAAAUAUAAGGGAAGUGCACUCUGAUAUGAGAUUCAUCUCAAAUAAGCUGGAGUUGGAUGAGGAAACGUUUCUGAAUUAUUUCAGAAUUUACACCUUUUCAUGCCUAGUGCAGGAUUUGUCUAAGCUUGACUUUACAAGGAUGACCAAGAGUGAUUUGGAAAAAAUUAAAAUCAAGUAUGAAACUAGCGAUAUUGUGCUCAUAAAUGCACUCUGUGAACUAAUAAAGGAGAAGGCGUACGAUUCUAAGAGGUCACUUCUUGAAGCCAGCGAGUUGGAGGAUUUCUACUUGAUUGAAAAGCACCUCCAUACACUUCUGGAAAUGAAAAGAGCUGUAACAAACUCACUUUCAGGUCUUGUGGACACAAAGUACAUGUACAGAAUCACCAGAGCAUUUCAACAGAAUAAGAUCUAUAAGCCCAAGAAAUUCACGUGCCAUGAAGUCAUAGGAACCUUUGAUAUAUUUAACGUGCUAGAAACCAGUGAUAAUUCUGAGGAAAGUAAGGUAGAAAAAUCAUCUGGAACCAAUUCUUCUGGAACCAAAAUUUCUGGAAAAAUGGUUGAAAAUUCCCCUGAAAAAUUCCCUGAAAAAUCCAGCAAAGUUGUAUUGGAAACUUAUUACGGAAAUUUUGAUAAGGAUAGACUUAAGGAGUUCAAAGGGGAUUGGGAAAUGAUGGAGAGUAGCGAAAAAAUGUCAUAUUACCAGAAGAUGAAGAUGAAGGAGAAGAAUGAGGAAAAGCGAAUCUACAAGACCUUACCAUUGUACGGAGUUGAUUCAGAUUCCACUUACCGUGAGCGCCGUGAAAUAGAAAUGCUGGUAGAAAAGGGCAAACUCCCACCUUUAUUUAAGGAAAUCCCAACUGAAUUCCAUGUCGGACAUAGAGAAGUCCAUCCAGAUUAUGUACCCUUAAAUCCUGAAAAGUACGUAACGGAUAAAGACAAAAUGAGUGUCGUUGACUCUAACCUGGUUUACAAGGCCUGGGUCAUUUACAAUUACCGUAGAAGAGGAAACACACUACAACAUACGGAUAACUUUGUAUCAAUCUUCCCAUCCACAAAACUGCUUGUUGAGAAUGGAUAUAAUGAUUGGAAGCAUAUGUAUAUAAGACAUUGUAUAAGAAAUGAUGAUAUAAAUUCUGAAAGAGAUUGGAAAAGAGAAUUGAAUAUCGAUGACCCAAGUAGUAAGAAAUUAGACGAAGAAAACACUAAGAUAUUUGAAAAUUGUUAUGAAGAGGAACUUUUAAGAGUCACAAAUGCCCCAAUAGAUAAAGUACAAGAUGAUAUUGGGAACACCUCAGACUUCUUUUUCGACCCAUUUUACCUCUCAGUGGUAAAGAGAAUCGAUUACGUAUUCACUAUGGAAGAACCAACAGAUGAACAAAUGAAGAAACUAGAAAAGCUGCAAAAGUUUCUCAAACUUUCAGACAAAUCCAUCGAAAUCGUCCACACCAAAUGCUUUUCAUAUGUGUUCCAAGAGUUUGUGAAGAAAGUAUUGCAAGAACACCAUGGGGAAAAGUUGAAGGAUUUGACUACAAAAUAUAUUAAACCAUUUGCACAGAAAUUAAAUAUUUCUCAGCUGGGCUAUAAUACGGUACUGAGUGAAAUGGUGUAUUGUCAUCUCAAUUUCAUUUUCUAUAAAACGUUCAAUGAGUGUCAAAUUGGACCACAAAUGCUCGCAAAUAUAGACCAAUUCAUUAAGAUGUGUGAAGACUUUGAGAUCAAUAUGGGAGAAUUGAGGUUCUCCUUUGGACUAGACACAUUUAGUGAUACCACAAAAGUGCUUGAAAAGUUCAUCUUCUCAUCAGUGGAUGUUGACAAGUUGGUUGACAUGGACAAGUUUAACCGCUUGUGUGACUUGAUAGGUCUGAAAGGCGAAGCUAGAAGAAAAGAGCUUGAAAAAAGAGGAAUUGAGUUCUACUUCAAGUACAUGUUUGACCACUACAAAACUAACAUUUACCUUGAAACCUUUGAUGACUUGAAGAACUUACACCACGUUUACGGACUCAAUGAAGAUCACUUCAAAAAACUCAUUUAUAGAUACAGACUGAUGAGAGUGUUGGAUGCAUAUAGUGGAGACGCAGGUUUUAAAGAUUUCAACAGGUGUUUGGAAGUGCUAGUGGGCGAAGAUAUUAGCAAGUACAUUGAGCUGGAUAGAGAUAUGAGAGUUAACUGGCUAGUUAACAUAAUGAACGAAAUUCUGGAGGAAAAAAAGUUCAACAUCAAUAGUUAUUUGUACCUGAAUAGGAAUUUGUCGGAUAUAAAAAACAGUCCAAAAGGCUCCAAGUACAGUGAAAUAGUGGAUUUACUCAAGGCGACAUGUGAUAAGAUCCUGAUAAAGGAUGAUGAGAUAAUGGAGGCUUUAUUCUUCCACGCUGAUGAAAAUAUAGAAUACAUUACCUACAGAAUAGACAAGAUGAUCAGAACGAGCAAGGACGAGGAGGCAAAAAAAGAGGACGAGAACUAUGAUAGCGAAAAGAUUAGGGAUUUUGAAGACAGAGCAUCUAAAAGGCAGCGGACCGGAGCUGAGUCUCAAAGUCAAAACAAGUUUUAUGAAUUGGUGACUGACAUGAUUAAGAUAAUUGCAGCGACUCCAAAGAGUAUGAGUAACUACAUUAAGGGUAAGAUACGGAUUGCCGACGCUGACCCCGUCAAGAAGAUACUGGUUCAGAACGCGCACUCUGAUGAUGAGCUCAUCGGAUCUCUAAAACUGGUGGAUUUAUACCUUGAAAAGUGA